This is a messenger RNA of Capsicum annuum, 1545 nucleotides long. Its product is annotated as maspardin. The record is from RefSeq and is a predicted model, not a curated record. The transcript is spliced from 8 exons. NCBI's taxonomy places the organism in Eukaryota, Viridiplantae, Streptophyta, Magnoliopsida, Solanales, Solanaceae. The coding region runs from base 217 to 1425 and encodes 402 amino acids.
GUCCAUCCACGUGUAUGUGUUUGAUUAUUGAUUAAUUUUCCCCCAUUACAUCACCAUUUCACAUAAACAUACAGCUCAUUAAUUACCCCCCAAAAACCCAAAUUGCCGUGCUUGGACAAAAUGACUUAAUUUCUCAUACACAACAAACAAAAUCAACGAACUUUAAUGGAAGAGUAUAUGUAUAUGCAGUAAAACGCGAUACAUAUAUUAUCAGCAAUGAAAGGAGGCGUCUUUUCGGCGCCUGGUGAUUACAUCUACUUUAAGUCUCAAGUUCCUCUUCACAAGAUCCCUAUUGGGUCAAAGCAGUGGCGAUAUUAUGACUUUGGCCCAAAAGUGGUUCCCCCACUGAUUUGCCUGCCUGGCAUAGCUGGAACUGCUGAUGUAUAUUACAAACAGAUAAUGUCAUUAUCUAUAAAGGGUUACCGUGUGAUUUCUGUUGAUAUUCCACGUGCGUGGAACAACCACGAGUGGAUUCAAGCAUUUGAGAAGUUUCUAGAUGCUAUUGAUGUUCAUCAUAUUCAUCUCUAUGGAACAGCCCUUGGAGGCUUCUUAGCUCAGCUUUUUGCUCAGCAUCGCCCCCGGCGUGUUAGAUCCUUGGUACUUUCAAAUACGUUUGUGGAGACCACUAGUUUCUCAGCUGCAAUGCCAUGGGCUCCUAUUGUUAGUUGGGCUCCUUCUUUUAUACUGAAACGGCAUGUGCUAAGUGGAAUUCGUGAUAGUCCCCAGGAACCCUUUAUUGCGGAUUCUGUUGAUUUUGUUGUUUCUCAGGUUGAGACACUUUCAAGAGAAGACUUGGCUUCCAGAUUGACAUUGACAGCUGAUGCUGCAUCAGUUGGACCCCUUAUUCUUCCAGAUACUUCCAUCACUUUAAUGGAUACAAAUGACUAUUGUGCAACCCCUCAAUCACUCAAAGAUCAAGUGUCUGAAAGAUACCCGGGCGCGAGAAGGGCAUACCUGAAAAGUGGUGGUGAUUUUCCAUUUCUUUCACGGCCUGAUGAAGUGAAUCUUCAUCUUCAGCUACACCUGAGACGCGUUGCUGUUGAAGCUCGACCUGACUUGGUCCCCGGAGUUCCAAAGGAUGGUAGUGGUGGAAGUUCGAAAGAGCCAAACAACGGAAGAGGGGAUGCUGAUGAUUCAUCAGAAAAUGAUAAAAGAGACUCGGAAGCACCUUCUACGGCAGAAAGUGCAGAUCCCCCCUUGGCCCCAGAAGCUACCGGUUCUCAUGAUUUAGAUAACCAACUGCUUAAGCUCUCUGACAACAAAUCUGUCAUACCUCCUCUACAAAAUGCACUUCUCUGCGACAAGCAGAGCUUACUACUAGUCUUGAGAGCUCUUCUAAGCAUCACAUGUGAGUUUUUUAUUCUUAAUAUGCUACCGCUUUACUUAGGGAACUGUACAUUAACUGAAAAUGUAGCUGCAAUGUAGACACUUGAUGGGAGAUAUUUUUUAUUCUAUACUUUCUUUUUGUAUAUUAUGGGUUUGAGAAGUAUCAUUGCAAAGAGACUAUGAAAUUCAAGACUCUUAAGUCAAGUUUGUGUUGGGAAA